Molecule: messenger RNA, 1512 nt
Organism: Acromyrmex echinatior (Panamanian leafcutter ant)
Lineage: Eukaryota; Metazoa; Arthropoda; Insecta; Hymenoptera; Formicidae
Gene: Arc42
Product: Activator-recruited cofactor subunit 42
Biological process (GO): butyrate catabolic process; fatty acid beta-oxidation using acyl-CoA dehydrogenase
Cellular component (GO): mitochondrion
Molecular function (GO): short-chain fatty acyl-CoA dehydrogenase activity; flavin adenine dinucleotide binding
Source: RefSeq, a predicted model, not a curated record
AGAUAAAUAUACAUGAAUAUAUCGAACCGUGCAAUUGUUUGUGUUGUCUCGGAUCAAAGUCCGAAGAUUUGAUUUAUAAUAAUUCCAUAAGUCGAACGUCAACAGUACGAAAAACAAUGGCAAUGCAAUGCUUGAGAUUAUUUGCAAAUAAUGUGCCUAAAAGUGCAUGCACUAUCAAUGUCAAUCGACACAUUACCUCGUAUUCUAUGCUGCCAGAUACACAUAAAAUGUUAUAUCAAACAUGCAGAGAUUUCGCCGAGGAGGAAUUAAAACCUAUCGCAGCAGAGACUGAUAAAAAACAUCUUUUUCCAAAGGAGCAGAUCAAGAAGAUGGGCGAGCUGGGUCUCAUGGGUUUAUGCAUCCCUGAAGCAUUAGAUGGAACAGGACUAGAUUACCUGGCCUAUAGUAUAGCUAUGGAAGAAAUCUCAAGAGGUUGUGCAAGUGCUGGAGUUAUAAUGAGUGUACAAAAUUCCCUCUACUUAGGCCCUAUAGACGCAUUCGGGACUGAUAAGCAGAAAGAAAAAUACAUCGUUCCCUAUAUAAGUGGUGAGAAAAUUGGCUGUUUUGCUCUCAGUGAACCAGGUAAUGGAUCUGAUGCUGGUGCGGCGUCUACUACUGCCAAAGCGGACGGCAGCAUCUAUACAAUUAACGGCACCAAGUCGUGGAUAACAAAUGCGUUCGAAGCCAGUGCGAUAAUUCUCUUUGCGACGACUGACAAGUCCAAGAAGCACAAAGGUAUAAGCGCUAUCGUAAUGGACAGUCCGACAGCAGGCCUGAGUCUGGGUAAGAAAGAGGACAAAUUAGGUAUACGAGGUAGCAGCACUUGUUCCUUAAUCUUCGAGGACUGUCAAGUGCCACAAGAUAACAUUUUAGGCAAACCAGGAAUGGGCUUUAAAAUCGCAAUGAUGACUCUAGAUGCCGGCAGAAUAGGAAUCGCUGCACAAGCGUUGGGUAUAGCUCAAGCAUCUUUGGAUUGCGCGAUGGAUUACGCAUCCAAACGCCAAGCCUUUGGUCAGUCGAUCAUCAAGCUGCAAGCGAUUCAACAAAAAAUCGCUGAUAUGGCUCUAAAAUUGGAAAGUUCAAGACUGUUGACGUGGCGAGCGGCUCAGCUUAAGGAUAAUGGUAAACCAUACACAAAGGAAGCCGCUAUGGCCAAAUUGUCAGCAUCGGAAACCGCCACAUUCUGCGCUCAUCAGUGUUUACAGAUUCUGGGAGGGAUGGGAUACGUAUCGGAUAUGCCGGCGGAACGUCAUUACAGGGACGCGCGUAUCACGGAAAUCUAUGAAGGCACAUCGGAGAUCCAGAGACUUGUGAUCGCCGCAAAUCUCAUCAAAGAGUAUGGCCUCAAUUGAGAUCGCACGACUCACUCACAUCCUAUCACUAGGUGAGAAUGCUGCUGCAAGUCCAACCCAUUAAAAGACUACUUUACUCUCAUUUCAUUCUAAGAAUCAAUUCAGUGAAAAUAAAUGUAAUCAUUUCCAAAAUAAACUUUAAAAUAUCUCAUAUAUCGAA